This is a messenger RNA of Exophiala mesophila, 894 nucleotides long. RefSeq lists its product as uncharacterized. The coding region runs from base 216 to 599 and encodes 127 amino acids. Gene Ontology annotation, biological process: mitochondrial respiratory chain complex IV assembly. The transcript is spliced from 2 exons. NCBI's taxonomy places the organism in Eukaryota, Fungi, Ascomycota, Eurotiomycetes, Chaetothyriales, Herpotrichiellaceae. Gene Ontology annotation, cellular component: mitochondrion; mitochondrial intermembrane space; respiratory chain complex IV. The record is from RefSeq and is a predicted model, not a curated record.
GUUCAUGGAAGAAUGAAUGAUCAUUUUUGAGCCCACCAAAACACGGAUAGGCACCAGGUGAACCUGCUUUGACUGGUACUUGUGAUUUAACAGCACACUCGGGUUGAUCAAAAAGCCUUGUACACGUCGAGGGCUCUGAACUCCGCAACCCACCGUUGAAGCGACAUUCUCGCAUUCCCUCCGAACCUACCCCUCCUCCUCUCUAUAAAAGAAAUAUGGGCUGGCUACCGACAUGGCUAGGUGGUUCAGCGCCUGCACAACCAGAACCAGUGCGGAAGAAGUCUUCCGACGGUGGCUAUGUAGCCCCCGACCGCAACGCUCGAGAUCUUUGCUACGAAUCAAGAGAUCUCUUCUUUGAGUGUCUGGACAAGAAUGAUAUCCUGAGUGCCGUCAAGGAAGACGAAAAGGCGCGCAAAGUAUGCCCGACAGAGUACGCCGAAUUCGAGCGAGACUGUGCAAAGACAUGGAUCAAAUACUUCAAGGAGAAAAGAGUCAUGGAAUAUAAUCGCGAUAUGACGAUAGCGAAGAUCAAGGCAGAAGAUGAUGCGGUGGUGGCCAAGUUGAAGGCGGAGAGAAAAGCUCGAGGAGCGUGGUUUUAAUGGUCGUUCGAUGGACGAUAGAGGUGUUAUCGACCAAUAUACUGUGCCAAAAGACCAAUCAGCAUUCCACAAGAUCCCCAGGGAAAGACACUCGCCAGUUUUAUAUCGGCCGGUCAUCCGGACUCACAACCAGAUGGAAAGUUCGCCGACGCAGUUCAAUGGCUUUGUAUAGUAGUAAACAGUUGGAAAUGUACGACUGGACAAGAAUGGUUGCAUAGCGAGGGAUUCCGAGAUUUCAAUUGUCAGGCUUCAUCAAAGCUAUUGACAACUACCAAUAAUAUCAUCUUCGCUCACA